AUGGAUGAAUGUAAGGCAGCAAGAACUCCAAUUAAUCAAAAGGAGAAGCUAUGCAAAGAAGAUGGUGAUGUCAAAGUUGAUGAAGGAUAUUUUAGAAGUUUGAUUGGUUUUUUGAUGUAUUUCACAGUAACAAGGCCAAACAUUUUGAAUGUUGUAAGUAUUUUGUCUCGAUUGAUGCAUUGUGCAAGCGAAUUACAUCUCAAGGCUGCCAAAAGAGUGAUGCGAUAUAUAAAAGGCACAAGUGAUUUUGGUAUCAAGUUCACAAGAAGCAAGGAGUUCAAGUUGGUUGGUUUUUUUAACAGUGACUGGGGAGGUUCCAUUGAUGAUAUGAGGAGCACUUCAGGCUAUUGUUUUACUCUUGACUCUAGUGUUUUCUCAUGGAGCUCAAAGAAGCAAGAAGCUGUAGCCCAAUCUACUACUGAAGCAGAGUUUAUUGUUGCAACAACUACUGUUAAUCAAGCUUUAUGGCUAAGAAAAAAUUUAUUUGACCUUGAUUUUGAGUAG
Molecule: messenger RNA, 504 nt
Organism: Benincasa hispida (wax gourd)
Lineage: Eukaryota; Viridiplantae; Streptophyta; Magnoliopsida; Cucurbitales; Cucurbitaceae
Source: RefSeq, a predicted model, not a curated record